AUGGUAUGUGGCUUUAACCCUUUGCAUGGCUUAAUGAAGCGCAACACCAAAGAUCUGCGUGGCCUCUUCUCUCUGCAAGGUGCAGACAUAAAGGCUUGUAGUGCAUUUGUUUUUCUGAAGUGCGUAGACAUAAAAACAUCUGUGCGAGGGCAUCUGAAAGCUGAUUCAUUGAGAACAAUUCGACUGCUUUUUAUAGAUCUUUGUGCACGUCUUUUUGAUGGAAAUAGUGCCAUAGGUAAUUUUAGGAGUUACUCAACCCAAUCAUCAUCAGUAGCUGGAGCAUCCUCCUAUCGUGUUCCACCACUUCAGAUCACCGCCACCCCUUUUCAUGCAAUAGAUAGUGAUGGUGUUGACAUUUCCCAUCAUGAUCCACCACCUUCUGCUGCUUCACCUUCUGCGGCUUCACCUUAUGUAGCUUCACCUUCUGCUGGUUCACCUUCUACUACUUCACCAUAUAUUGCUUCACCAUCCGGUAACCCCAACAAAAUGGCUAAAUCCUCAACUCCUAUAGCUCUUAGUGCCUCACCGUCUUCUUCUUCACGUGAUGGAACAUCUAUUACUGUUGACGAUUUAGCAUUUGAAUUGAAAAAAUCUCUACAAAUUCUGACUAAAGGGUAUACAAUUCCUCAAUGUUUAGAGAAAUUAGAGGUGCUUCUAUUAGGCCCUAUAGAUCCUUUACGCUUUGUCGCAUAUCAUAUUUUUGGAGGGACCAUGAACAUGAGAGAGAUAUGGAUGCACUUUCCCGAUGUUCCUGAGAUAUUACAAGGACGACUUGAGAUGACGGGUACAAGUUUAGGAGUUUUGAAGGAUGGAAAGAUUGUCCAAAGAUUUUCUAGUGUUGAAACUAUUUGUUAG
This is a messenger RNA of Lactuca saligna, 855 nucleotides long. NCBI's taxonomy places the organism in Eukaryota, Viridiplantae, Streptophyta, Magnoliopsida, Asterales, Asteraceae. The record is from the annotation of a GenBank genome assembly.